Ostreococcus lucimarinus CCE9901 is the source of this 2724-nucleotide messenger RNA. RefSeq lists its product with no specific name. The coding region runs from base 1 to 2724 and encodes 907 amino acids. The record is from RefSeq and is a predicted model, not a curated record. Lineage: Eukaryota; Viridiplantae; Chlorophyta; Mamiellophyceae; Mamiellales; Bathycoccaceae. The transcript has a single exon.
AUGGUGGCUCAAAUCGCGACGGCGUCGGCGCAGAUGGCGCAGUUCUUGGCGGAGAACGUGCGAUUUUCUGGUAAUGAUAUGAUACUCUUAGGGUCGAACAUGAUCGCGUGCGCGUUCGUGUACUACUUUUUGCGCUUCUUAAAGCUUCCCGAUCACUCGUGGUACUUGACGCUGUACUCGUCCUUUGUCACAUCCUUCGUCGGGUUGUACUUGUUUUACCACGUCUGCCACGACGGGUUCACGGCGACGAUUGACAACGAAACGGAUUUGUCGCGAUACGCCGCUAUAUUCUUCAUCGGUUACUGCAUCAUGGACUUGUUUCUCGGCAGCAUGCACUACGAAAACUUGCUGACGUACGACGACGGCUGGACGCACCACUUUUUGUACAUCGCGGUGUGCGCAUACUUGAUUCACGACGGUCUCACGUCCUUGUUUGCCAUUGCGCUCGUGGAAGAGCUGCCGAUCAUGUUGUUGGCGUUCCACGAAGUGCAAAACAAGCAGCGACCGAGCUUGCUGUUUGGCGUCUUGUACUUUCUCACCCGCAUCGUGUUCCACACGGUGUUGAUUUACAAGGCGGCGCAGUUCUCUACUCUUGUGUUCACCGUCGGCCUCAGUCUGUUAAUGCUGCACGUAAAAGAGUUCCAGCGUUGGGUUCGUGGAUACUUGAUGCGUUCGCACGGUCGUAAGCGCAUGCCUUUCAAGGGGAAGCUCGUGCUCUUCGCGAUGAUGUUGGCGGCGAACACGAUGGCGCACGCCUACGCGGCGUACGACUUGGUUUACACCAAGUACACUCAGCCGCCGUCGGUCCCAAUUAUUGUCAUGCACGCGACCAUUCUCUUGAUCUUUAUGUAUCGUUUUGGCGUCGUUGUGCACGAUGUGUACACGCAAAACUUCAUCAUGACGUCCAUCGGCCGCAAGAAAAUCAUCUACAAUAUUUCUUGGGAAGAUCCCGCGGUCGAUCACAAGGUGAUGCACAUGAACGACCAAGACGUGGUUCUGACGAUCUCUUCCGCUGGCUGCAACGUUCUGGACUACCUGUGCCAAGGUCCGAAGAAGAUCAUCGCCGUCGACAUGAACGCCGCGCAGUUGCACACCCUCGAGCUCAAGCUGGCGUGCAUUCGUGCGUUGAACUGGGAGCAGUUCUUCGACAUUUGGGGUCGCUCGAACUACAAAGUGUUCACAUCUGUCUACGAGUCCAAGUUACGCCCGCUGCUCAAGCCCGAAACCGCUGAGUUUUGGGAUGACAAUCACAACUUGUUCCGAGACAACUUCAUGUACGCCGGCACGUCUGGUCUGAUGGCGAAAAUUUUGUGCUUUCCGCUGCGCCUGUCGGGCAUGCGCAGACGCGUGAUGAACCGCGAACAGUUUGAAGAUAGUCCGGGCGGCAUCUUUUUCUGGUUGACGUUGAAGUUGUGCUCGAUGACGUUCUUGUGGAGUUGGAUCGCGCCGCUAGGCGGCGUGCCUCUCGAGCAACUCAACUUGUUGAGCCGCAACCCGGAGGUGUUCGCCGAUCGCUUGGUGGAAGUCCUCAAGGUGCGUGUGUGGAAGCCUAAUAACUACUUCUACUACGGCUACAUCGUCGGUGAAUUCGCUCCCGAUUGCUGCCCGCGCUACUUGGAGAAGAAGAACUUUACCAACCUGAAGAAGAGAGUCGACCGCGUCGACCUCUUCCACGGUACCUGGGCUGAUGCCGCCGUUCGCGAAGGCCCGGGCUCGAUCACCAUCGCUUCGCUGCUCGAUUCCAUGGACUGGAUGCCGGCGGAGAUGAUUGCGGAGAACAUUUCAAAGGUGGUGGCGAACAUGGAUAAGGAAAAGGGUCGCAUCUUUUGGCGUUCGUUCGCCGAUUGCGUGCACUCUCCGGUGCUCGCGCAUCUCGAUGGAACUCUAGUACCAGAUUACGAUCGCGUUGGCUGGUAUCUCACGCAGUUUAUCGCGCCUACGCCGAAAAACUAUAAUCCGGAGAUGAUCGUGCAAAAGGGCAGCGGUCGCACGUUCACGAACUCGUUCGGGGCGGAUGUCUCGGUUAUGUUGGCGAUGGCAAAGCAAGGCUUGAGCAAAGUGAAGGAUGUGCGCGAGUUCUACAAGAAACAGGGCAAGAACUACGACGGUUUCCGCGAGGCGUUGUUACCCGCUCGUGAUUUGUUCAUGCGCCACGUCAUUCCGUGGGCGAAAGAACCGAAGACUUGGAUUUCUGUCGGCUGCGGCACGGCGCGCGACGUUGAGUUCGUCGUCGGUCACGUGAGAAAGUGCAACACCAAGGUGUACUUGUGCGAUUUAUCUGACGCCCUACUUGAAAUGGCGCGCGAACGCGUGAUGGAGCUCGGUCUCGCGCCUCAAGUGGUCUUCGUGGAGGGUGACAUCAACAGCGCCGCGGUGAAGAAGAAGUUGCCCAAGCAAGCGGAUUUGGUGACGUGCUCGUACUGCUUGACGAUGAUUCCCGAUUGGAAGAAGGCGUUGAAGACCAUGAGUGAUUUGGUCGCCCCUGGUGGUAACCUAGCGUUGAUUGAUUUCGUCACUCGCGAGGGUAGAGAGCGAUCCUGGGAUCAGCGAUUAUAUAAGUGGUGGUUCGCCAUGGACGGCGUCUUCUUCAACAAAGAACACCGCAAGUGGUUGUUGUCGAACGAGGACUACAAGACCGUGUACUACGCCGAAGAGGAAGGGCGCGUGCCGUACACGCCUUAUCGCCCGACGCACUACAUGUUUUGCGGGGAAAAGCUGGCGUGA